AGCUAUUAUUUGAUGCAAGCACAGCACACAACCAGGCUCAGGCUCCUCCUUCCCCAUCUUCUUCUUCUUCUUCUUCUUCCUUGUUUAAUUUUUUCUUCUAUAUUGGAAUUCUGUCAACGCACUUGCAGCAACAAUUGAGAACAAGUACGGACAAUCAGCAAUGGUUCCCACAGAUUGAAGAAAGCUAUGAAUUUGAGACAGCGACCCGUCCCCGCCCGCGCCUAUGGCUCGCCGCCGCCGCCACCGCCGUUGUUUGAGGACGUAUAUAACAUAAUACCGAUACAUAACCUCCUUUCCGAUCACCCGUCGCUUCGGUACCCGGAGGUACGCGCCGCGGAGGCUGCCCUACGCGUCGUCGGGGACCUGCGGAAGCCGCCGUUCAUGGAGUGGCACGCAGGGCUGGACCUGAUGGAUUGGCUAGGGUUUUUCUUCGGGUUCCAGCGCGACAACGUCCGGAACCAGAGGGAGCACCUGGUCCUGCACCUAGCAAACGCCCAAAUGCGCCUCCAGCGGCCGUCCGACGCCGCCGUGCUCGAUCCGGCGGUGCUGCGCGGCUUCCGCCGCGAGCUCCUCAAGAACUAUACCUCCUGGUGCUCUUACCUCGGCCGGAGAUCCCACGUUCAGCUCUCGCGCCGCCGCGAAACCGACCCUCUCCGCCGCGAACUGCUGUACGCGUGUCUUUAUCUCUUAAUCUGGGGCGAAGCCGCCAAUCUUCGCUUCACUCCUGAAUGUCUUUGCUAUAUAUUUCACCACAUGGCAGGGGAACUAAACCAAAUUCUUCAAGAUGACAUAGAUAUAAACACAGGCAUGCCUUAUUUUCCCCCAAUCUCUGGUGAAAAUGCCUUCUUGGACAAAGUAAUUACGCCCAUUUACCAAGCUGUUAAGUCUGAAGUGGUCAGGAGCCGGAAUGGGACUGCCCCGCACUCCGCUUGGAGGAACUAUGAUGAUAUCAAUGAAUACUUUUGGAGUAGAAGGUGUUUCCGGAGGCUCAAGUGGCCUAUUGAUGUUAGUGCUAAUUUUUUUGCCACCGGUAAUGAUAAAAGAGUGGGGAAGACAGGGUUCGUUGAGCAGAGGACAUUUUGGAAUGUGUUUAGGAGCUUUGAUAGAUUAUGGGUUUUGUUAUUUUUGUUUCUUCAAGCGGCCAUUAUUGUUGCUUGGGAAGGUAAAGAGUACCCGUGGAAAGCAUUGGAGAGUCGCGAUGUGCAGGUGGAAUUACUGACUGUGUUUAUCACUUGGAGUGGUCUUCGGCUUCUGCAGUCAGUGCUUGAUGCUGGUACGCAGUAUAGUUUAGUUUCAAGGGAGACAAUGUGGCUUGGUGUAAGGAUGGUGCUUAAGAGCAUCGUUGCUACAACUUGGAUUAUUGUUUUUUCAGUAUUCUAUGCAAGGAUUUGGAGCCAAAAAAAUUCUGAUGGUCUCUGGUCAGAAAAGGCAAAUAGGAGGAUCAUCACAUUUCUUAAGGCCGGAUUUGUGUUUGUCAUUCCUGAGUUGCUGGCACUGCUUCUUUUUAUUCUCCCAUGGAUACGUAAUGUAAUUGAGGAAACAGAUUGGAUGGUCUUUUACUUGUUGACGUGGUGGUUUCAGACAAGAAUCUUUGUGGGUCGCGGGCUAAGAGAGGGGCUGGUGGACAAUGUGAAGUAUACACUGUUCUGGAUUGUGGUAUUGGCAUCAAAGUUCUCAUUCAGCUACUUUCUUCAAAUAAAGCCUUUGGUUGCCCCAACUAAGGCUCUUUUGAAUCUCAAGGGUGUGAUCUACAAUUGGCACGAAUUCUUCAGUAGAACCAAUAGAGCUGCAGUUGUAGUAUUGUGGCUUCCUGUUGUUCUGGUAUAUCUAAUGGAUCUGCAAAUCUGGUAUUCAAUCUUCUCCUCAUUGGUUGGUGCAGCAAUUGGGUUAUUCUCACAUUUAGGUGAAAUUCGAAAUAUUGCACAGCUAAGGCUUAGGUUCCAAUUUUUUGCAAGUGCAAUGCAGUUUAAUCUUGUGCCAGAAGACCUGAAUAUGUCUCAUCAGGCAACAUUGAUCCAAAAACUUCGAGAGGCAAUCCAUAGACUGAAGUUACGGUAUGGACUCGGUCAGCCCUAUAAGAAAAUUGAGUCAAGCCAGGUGGAGGCAACUCGAUUUGCUUUAAUAUGGAAUGAGAUAAUUAUCACUUUGCGAGAAGAAGAUCUCAUAAAUGACGAAGAAUUGGAGCUCAUGAAACUGUCUCCUAAUAGUUGGAAAAUAAGGGUUAUUCGCUGGCCGUGUGUCCUCCUGAGCAAUGAGCUGCUGCUGGCUCUUCGGCAAGCAGUUGAACUGGCUAAUUCAUCUGACAAUUGGCUUUGGCAAAGAAUAUGCAAGAAUGAGUAUAGGCGGUGUGCAGUUAUUGAAGCUUAUGAUAGCGUCAGCUACCUGCUCCUUCAGAUUGUUAAGCAUGACACUGUGGAGCAUUCUAUUAUCGAAAAAUUGUUCCUAGAGAUUGAUGGUCAUAUUCAAACUGGGAAGUUUACUGAAACCUACAAGUUGAAUGUUUUGGAGAAAAUUCAUGCCCAAUUAAUAUCAUUAAUUGAGCUUCUGAUGAUGCCUAAUAAAGAUUUGGGCAGGGUGGUGAAUGUUUUACAGGCAUUAUAUGAACUUUACUUUAGAGAACUUCCCAAGGAGAAGAAGUCCACUCUGCAGUUGAGGAAGGAAGGUUUGGCUAUUCCAAAUCCAGACACUGAUGCAGGGCUGCUUUUUGAAAAUGCUGUCCAGUUUCCUGAUGGUGAGGAUAUGUUCUUCUUCCAGCAGCUACGGCGUUUGCAAACAAUUCUUACAUCUAGAGAUUCACAGAAUAAUGUCCCAAAAAAUAUUGAGGCAAGGCGCCGUAUUGCUUUUUUCAGCAAUUCUCUCUUUAUGAAUAUGCCUCGUGCUCCCAAGGUUGAUAAAAUGAUGGCUUUUAGCGUGCUCACGCCUUACUAUGAUGAAGACGUUUUGUAUGGGAAAGAAUCACUUCGAAGUCCAAAUGAAGAUGGCAUUACCAUUUUGUUCUACUUGCAGAAGAUUUAUGAAGAUGAGUGGGAAAACUUUUUGCAGAGGAUGCGUAGAGAAGGUAUGGAGGAUGAAAAUGAUGUCUGGACAGUCAAAGCAAGGGAUCUCCGUCUUUGGGCUUCAUACAGAGGCCAAACCCUUUCCCGUACUGUUAGGGGAAUGAUGUAUUACUAUAGGGCACUCCAGAUGUUUGCUUUUCUUGAUUCUGCAUCUGAAAUGGAUAUAAAGCAGGGUCCAGAAGUAAUUGCUUCUCUUGGUUCUCUGAGGCAGCACAGUGCUUCAGAUGGCAUAGACCAUGGCACGCAACCAGCUUCCAGGAACCUAAACCGAGCAAUAAGUGGCAUGGGUCUUCUAUUUAAAGGGCGUGAGUUUGCAUCUGCUAUGAUGAAAUUCACAUACGUGGUUACUUGUCAGAUUUAUGGGAAUCAAAAGAGAAGAGGUGAUUCCCGUGCUGAUGAUAUUUUGUACCUGAUGAAGAAUAAUGAAGCUCUUCGGGUUGCUUAUGUCGAUGAGGUACAAGCAGGAAGAGAAGAGGUGAGGUAUUAUUCUGUUCUUGUGAAGUAUGAUCAGCAACUGAAGAAAGAGGUGGAGGUAUAUCGCAUUAGAUUGCCUGGUCCCUUGAAGCUUGGUGAGGGUAAACCAGAAAAUCAAAACCAUGCCAUCAUCUUCACUCGGGGUGAUGCCGUUCAGACUAUUGACAUGAACCAAGAUAACUCUUUUGAGGAGGCACUCAAGAUGCGGAACCUAUUGGAGGAAUUCAAAAAAUAUUAUGGUAUAAGGAAGCCAAAAAUUCUAGGCGUUCGGGAAAAUGUAUUCACAGGGUCUGUAUCAUCCCUUGCUUGGUUCAUGUCUGCACAGGAAAUGAGUUUCGUGACACUGGGGCAGCGUGUUCUGGCAAACCCUCUCAAGGUUCGGAUGCACUACGGACAUCCAGAUGUAUUUGACAGGUUCUGGUUCUUGACGAGGGGUGGUAUCAGCAAAGCUUCUAAAGUGAUCAAUAUUAGUGAGGAUAUAUUUGCCGGCUUUAAUUGUACACUGAGAGGUGGGAAUGUGACUCAUCAUGAAUACAUACAAGUGGGUAAGGGAAGAGAUGUUGGGUUGAAUCAGAUAUCAAUAUUUGAGGCCAAGGUUUCUAGUGGCAAUGGUGAACAGGUUUUGAGCAGGGAUGUGUAUAGGUUGGGUCAUAGACUCGAUUUCUUCCGCAUGCUUUCAUUUUUCUACACUUCUGUUGGGUCCUACUUCAACACAAUGAUGGUAGUACUGACUGUCUAUGCAUUUUUGUGGGGCCGACUUUAUCUUGCUCUAAGUGGUAUUGAGGGGGCAGUCAAGAGGGCAUCCCUGGAAAAUAGUAGCAACAAUGAGGCCCUCGGCACUAUAGUAAAUCAGCAAUUCAUUGUACAGAUCGGGUUGUUCACAGCCCUACCGAUGGUUGUGGAGAAUUAUCUGGAGCAUGGGUUCCUUCAAGCAAUCUGGGAUUUUAUAACCAUGCAGUUGCAACUUUCAUCACUCUUCUACACUUUUUCAAUGGGAACCCGCACCCAUUUUUUUGGCCGGACCAUUCUUCAUGGUGGUGCUAGGUACCGAGCGACAGGGCGAGGUUUUGUUGUGCAGCAUAAGAGUUUUGCAGAGAACUAUAGGCUCUAUUCUCGCAGCCAUUUUGUGAAAGCAAUUGAACUUGGGGUGAUUUUGACGGUGUAUGCUUCCCAUAGCCCCGUGUCCAAGAAUAGCUUUGUCUAUAUAGCCAUAACUUUCUCAUCUUGGGUUCUCGUUGUGUCAUGGAUUAUGUCUCCCUUUGUCUUCAACCCUUCUGGAUUUGAUUGGCUGAAAACUGUGUAUGACUUUGAGGAUUUCCUGAACUGGAUAUGGCACAGGGGAGGUAUUUUUCUCAAAGCUGAUCAGAGCUGGGACGCUUGGUGGCUUGAGGAACAGGACCACUUGAGGACAACUGGUCUUUGGGGAAAGUUGUUAGAGAUAAUUUUAGAUCUCCGUUUCUUCUUUUUCCAGUAUGGAGUUGUGUACCAUCUGAACAUUACUGGUGGUAACACAAGUAUUGGCGUUUACUUGCUUUCUUGGAUCUACAUGGUUGUGGCUGUUGCAAUUUAUGUGACAAUAUCAUAUGCUUAUGAUAAAUAUGCUGCAAAAGAGCAUAUCUACUAUCGUCUGGUUCAGUUCAUUGUAAUUGCAGUCACAGUACUUGUAGUUGUUCUAUUGCUGGAGUUCACUAGGUUUGAAUUUCUUGAUCUUGUCACAAGCUUGCUUGCUUUCAUCCCCACUGGGUGGGGCCUCAUUCUUAUUGCUCAGGUACUCAGACCUUUUUUGCAGUCAACAGUAGUGUGGGACACUGUUGUUUCCUUGGCUCGGCUUUAUGAUAUGCUCUUUGGGUUGAUUGUUAUGGCUCCUCUCGCGUUACUUUCGUGGAUGCCCGGAUUCCAGGCAAUGCAGACAAGGAUUCUAUUUAAUGAAGCAUUCAGCAGGGGGCUCCAAAUAUCACGUAUUCUUACUGGAAAAAAUUCUAAUGUCUGACAUGUAAUUUCAGGUGUUGGCUGGAGCUACUGAAGAGUGGAUUGAAUUUACAUUCAUUUUCAUGGGUAGGGGGAAGCUGUUUAAUGUGUCCAGCUGCGUUUAACAACCUGUGGUCUCUCCUCUUGAGCAGAAAUAGGGUUCUGAUUCUUCUCCUCUGGAAUAUAUAUAUAUAUAUAUAUACAUAUAUUGAGCAAAUGCACACCCAUUCUGUUGCAUUUUGUUCAUCCUAGUGGAUGUGCAUUAUAAAUUUUGCUAGUUUUCCUAUUUGUUCUGUAAUGAGCUAACGUACUUGUUUAUACCCCCAAAUGGUCUUCAUUUGGCUGUAUAUCGAUGACAUAAAAUCUAACUGUUGCCCGGGGGUGGGUGGUGUUGUACAAGCGAUCUGAUGGUGAAAAUUUAUUAGAUGGAAGCAAUGCAAACUUUGUGGGUUG
Diospyros lotus (date-plum) is the source of this 5951-nucleotide messenger RNA. RefSeq names its product callose synthase 11-like. Gene Ontology annotation, biological process: (1->3)-beta-D-glucan biosynthetic process. Bases 187 to 5520 code for a protein of 1777 amino acids. The transcript has 2 exons. The record is from RefSeq and is a predicted model, not a curated record. Gene Ontology annotation, cellular component: plasma membrane; 1,3-beta-D-glucan synthase complex. Lineage: Eukaryota; Viridiplantae; Streptophyta; Magnoliopsida; Ericales; Ebenaceae. Gene Ontology annotation, molecular function: 1,3-beta-D-glucan synthase activity.